This is a messenger RNA of Parathielavia appendiculata, 290 nucleotides long. RefSeq lists its product as uncharacterized. NCBI's taxonomy places the organism in Eukaryota, Fungi, Ascomycota, Sordariomycetes, Sordariales, Chaetomiaceae. The record is from RefSeq and is a predicted model, not a curated record. Bases 6 to 254 code for a protein of 82 amino acids. The transcript has a single exon.
GGUUUAUGCCGUUAGCUCUCCGUUCAGACCAUGGAGUUGAAACGACACUCCUUGCAGGGACACAGUACCUUCUCGCUUCCGAGGCUCACAAACUUCGUCUCCGACGGAACCGCCGCGAAACUACUCGUUCUCAUUCUCCUCGAGCUACCGACCCAGCUAUUGUUGAGUUUAACGAAAGCGGCGACCAUAACGAGAUGGAGUUCGCGGACUGCUUCUGUUGGAAAGCCAACAGCCACGAAUGUGCCGCACCGUAGUAGUUGGGUACCAAAAGGAUGGGCAACCACUCAAUU